Messenger RNA from Hyalella azteca, 2835 nucleotides. Its product is annotated as polyisoprenoid diphosphate/phosphate phosphohydrolase PLPP6-like. The record is from RefSeq and is a predicted model, not a curated record. The transcript is spliced from 5 exons. Gene Ontology annotation, molecular function: sphingosine-1-phosphate phosphatase activity. The coding region runs from base 153 to 800 and encodes 215 amino acids. Lineage: Eukaryota; Metazoa; Arthropoda; Malacostraca; Amphipoda; Hyalellidae.
UUUACCACGUUUUACUGCUUCAUUUCCUAGGUUAUCAAUCAGUGAUUGUUAAAAAAAUCAAAUGUAAAAAAUUAUUCAAUAAUAAUCAGUUUUUAUGUUACCCUUGUUCCAGUCCCUUUUUUGCUGUAAUUUCUUUCAUACAAAAAUUCAAAAUGGAGAGCAAGCGAGAAGUUCCAGUUGUGUUGAAAAAAGUUUUGGACUUGGAUUUUAGAUUGUCUACUGAUCUUCUUGCAGCCAUUGUGAGAAAAACUGGACCAAUGCGACUCUACUACACAUAUUUGAAAGGAUUAGAGAUUGCUGGGAAUGGAUGGUUGUGGUUUUUUGGUGUUGCAGCCAUAGCUUUCUUCAGUGCUGAUCAGUACGUGAGACACCUCAUGGUCAACUUGUUCAUUGCUCUGGUUCUGGACGUGGUUGUCGUAGCCAUAGUCAAAUCCAUCGCUCGAAGACGACGACCUGCACCCAUCGAAAAAGACCUCUUGACUGUACACUUUAUCGACAAGUUCUCCUUCCCAUCCGGCCACAGCACCCGGGCUGCCAUGGUCACCACGCUGUUAUCCACACAGUACGACCUCAACCUGGUGCUGGAGGCAAUCUUAUUCUCGUGGUUCAUUGGAGUUUGUGUCUGCCGGUUCCUAAUGCGAAGACAUUUUCUGCUGGACAUCGUGUGCGGUAUCGCCAUCGGCUGGUUCCAAGCACUGUUCCUGGUCUACUCCGGCCUCUGGCUGGACGUUCCAUCAGCUAAUGGAGUUAUUGCCUAUUUCUUCGACGAAACUUUCGCCGGUGCUAGUUUUGAUGUUUAAUGCUAUGUUUUAUAUUGUGCAUUGCGGCAUUUUUCCGGUUCUUAGCAAAAUGCGAGGGAUUAGAGUAGCCAUUAGCUUCUUAGAGAAGCCUUCUCUAAUCUCCAUCUUAGUUUCGUACUUACUUUGUUGUAGUUUAGGAUACAGAAUAUAUUAUGGGUUUUGUUAUGGUACAACACAAUAUUGUUAACUGAGAGAUAAGCGUUAGCGCGACUGGUUUUUCCUGAUUAUCUAACUACUUACUGUUAUUUUUUAUAUUAUUUUAGAUAAAUUUAAGCACUCAUUUACGAACUAAUAAACCACAGGUAGAUGUUAUUGAAACAUGUUUGUCUGAAGACAGAUGGGUUUAUGGGUUUGUAAGUCAAACUGCGUAAGAUGUCCGCGCGCUGUGAAGCGCCCAAAGUAAAUUUUUUACUAUUAUGAUUCUUCGCCCAGAGCGUGUGAUUCAACGUUCAAGGCCCAAAAUGAAAUGAAACCACCAAAAUAUGAAGACCACGGAUUGUUAGGAAAUAUAUACAUGUUAUUUUCAAGAUUUGGCAGUCUUUUUUCAUUUGUUCUUAAAUAUUUCAUUUCUUUCGAAAAUUCGAAUUCGUCUGAUAUAUCCAUCAUUACCUCAAACUGAAUCCAUUAAAUUCGCAUCAAAGGCUAUCAGAUGCAAGUUGAAAAAACAUGACAUUUUUUAAAUUUUGCCAUUGAGGGUUGAGAUGUACUAGUUUGUCGAAUUGCCAGAUGCAUGUGUAAAAUUUCCCAGCGCAGUCCUCUUAUUCAAUACACUUCUCAUGAUUUUUUGGCUGAAAUGCAUGCCAUUGAAUAUCUCGUAGGCUAAGAGAAUCGUAACGAGUUCAACGAAUAUUUUUUAAUGCAACAGUGCCAUAGUAAAUCUCACUUCUAAUAGGCAGAUUUCAGUUCUCCUUGCUAAUCAAUCCUCAGCAACUGAACGCUGUCAAAUUAGAAUAAAUGUUGUGUAGUUUUUCAUGUUCAUAUUGACUUUAGGACGAGUUAUAUCUCAAGUGACUAUUCAUAACACUCGCUUCCAGUUGCAAUGUGACUUUAAAGUCCGCACCGUUUUGGAAUUCCAUGGUAAUAGUUACUCUCUCUGCAAAUUGUAAGUUUGAUUACACCGCACAUGCACUUUUACUCUCAUUACAAUAUAUUAUCGGACUGCAAGGUGUCCGUCUAAUUCAAGAGAAUGAGUGCCUCUAUGUGAGAUUGAAGACCUUGUAAUAAGGAGGAUUUAAAGGUGCUACGGUAAGUGGCUGGUAUCGAUUAGUCCGACCUCGUGGCAGGUCUUCAGACUCGUGUAUCCAACUCCUGAAUGAUACGUUAUUAUUUGUAUUUUAUAUACCUUCGUUUUUCAAACAAGAGUGAAGAAUGAGUGUUGGCCCCACUCGUACUCUACCAUGCUACAAUGAACCGUACUUGGAAGAAAUGAUCUUGGUUUUGACGUUGCAAGCUGUGAUUGCCUCGCCUCGUGGUCCUAAUUUCAGAUGAAAGUUUAAGCAAAAAUAAAAGGAGUAGCGUUUCAGAAGAAUUCAUUGUACAUUUCAGUUUGUCGCCCCGUGUUUAUUAGGCUAUUGAGUUUUUUUGUUAUCAUGGUGUCGGUUUAUGCGUUACAAGGCCAGAGGAAUCUAAAGUAUGCUCUAUGUUUACUUAAUGAGAUACAGAGCGCGCGUUGUUCGCGUUUCGCCUAACUGUUAUAACUUGCGUCAAGUUAGGCUUGGUCGUAUGUCAGACUGAUACAUUGUAGGCCACAGUACGAAACGCUCGCUAUUUCUCUCUUGCAUAGUUGAACGUCAUUUCGAUUACAUGUCCACAGGUCUGCUGGAUGGAACACGUGUCUUCUCUUUAUUUAUUUAUUUUUUGUAUAAUUACCAAAAAAUGAUGAUUUUCCACUUUAUUUAGGAUGAUUUCCACUUGAAGAUUUUCAAGCUGCCAACAACACUGACGUCGAACCUACUUGUUCACAACACAUGUUUCUUCCGUAGUAGUUGACUAUACAAUGGUUUCUAGUCUAUUUUUGCAAUAAAUUUAACAUAUA